Daphnia carinata is the source of this 2117-nucleotide messenger RNA. It is a transcript of the gene Npl4, whose product is annotated as nuclear protein localization protein 4 homolog. Gene Ontology annotation, cellular component: nucleus. Gene Ontology annotation, molecular function: ubiquitin protein ligase binding; ubiquitin binding. The record is from RefSeq and is a predicted model, not a curated record. The transcript has 11 exons. The coding region runs from base 161 to 2029 and encodes 622 amino acids. Gene Ontology annotation, biological process: ubiquitin-dependent protein catabolic process. NCBI's taxonomy places the organism in Eukaryota, Metazoa, Arthropoda, Branchiopoda, Diplostraca, Daphniidae.
GACCUAUCACAUAACAGAACGUUGGGAACACUCAAAGUUCAUUUGUUCGAGUAAACGAAAACAUCCUCUGUGGUCUUUUGUUGGAUCUGCUGAGUAACUCAACUUAAAUUGUCCGUCCCGAACCUUCAACUACUUCUUGAGUUGUAUAAAAAGCAUAAAGAUGAUGCUCAGAAUCCAGUCUCCAGAAGGCACACGUCGAGUGGAUAUUGAUAAUCUUGCUGUUACAAAAGAACUAUUUGAAAAGGUCUUGAAUGCAUUUGAAACAAUAGAAUACCCUUUCACAUUGUAUGGGAAACGUGACAAGUCUCAAGAAAUUGCUUCAUCAGAUACAAAGACUUUGGCUAGUUAUGGACUGAAGCAUGGUGAUAUGAUUUUCCUGUCACAUAUUGCUGGUGCAGUUCAACAUGCUGAGCAACAAAAUGGCAAUGGCAAAGCCAAAAAUCAAAUUAGCAAUACAUCAUCAUCGCUUUCCACACUGGCACUCAGCAUGCCUGGAUCCAAAAUACCAAUCCGUUCAACUGUUGAUGAAGAUCAAGUUGAUCUGCUAUUGCAGAAGAUGGAUGGUACUGUCAAGAGGAAACGUGAUCCUAAGAAUUGCCUCCACGGAGAUAAUUCCUCCUGUAUCCAUUGUCUGCCACUGGAACCAUAUGAUGCUUCGUACCUCAAGGAUCUGAAUGUUAAGCACAUGUCGUUUAACGCUUACUUACGGAAGCUGUCAAGCGGUUUGGAUGGGGGAAAAUAUGCCAAUUUGGAUAACAUAAGUUGCCGGAUCAAACCAGGUUGCACCGGUCACCCGCCUUGGCCAAAAGGUGUCUGCUCCAAAUGCCAGCCUAAAGCCAUUACUCUCAAUAGUCAACCUUAUCGUCACGUUGACAAUGUUGUCUUUGAAAAUCCAAACCUAGUCGAAUGCUUUCUUCAUUACUGGCGUGUAACCGGUAGGCAGCGAAUAGGAUUCCUCUACGGAAAAUUCGACGUGCAUUUGGAUGUACCACUGGGGAUUAAAGGGACAGUUGCAGCCAUUUAUGAACCUCCUCAGGAAUCGACACGUGAUUCUGUUCGCUUGCUACCAGACCCUCGCCAGUCUCUUGUUGACCGCCUGGCUGCCAAGCUUGGACUGUCCUGUAUAGGAUGGAUAUUUACCGACUUAGUGGCAGAAGAUGUUUCCAAGGGAACUGUACGCAAUUUCCGCAAUGCUGAAACGCACUUCCUUUCGGCUCAAGAAUGCGUUAUGGCGGGACAUUUCCAGUCACUUCAUCCAAAUCCAUGCCGCUUCUCAUCAGACGGUUACUUCGGCUCGAAAUUCGUUACAGUCUGUGUCACCGGUGACUCGCAAAAUCAGGUGCACAUGGAAGGAUACCAGGUUUCCAAUCAAUGCCAGGCCUUAGUUCGUGAUGAAUGUCUAGUGCCUACCAAAGACGCUCCAGAAUUAGCAUACGCUCGACAGUCGACGGCUGAAAAGUACAUCCCAGAUGUGUACUACAAGGAAAAAGAUGCAUAUGGAAAUGAAGUGACUCGGGAAGCCCGUCCGCUUCCAGUUGAAUACUUGUUAGUCGACGUUCCAGUCUCAACUCCGCUGGAGCCCGUUUUUACGUUUGCUGCAGGUUCACACAAAGCAUUUCCUGUUGAAAAUAGACCUAUCGAUGGGCAUCUGCAAGAUGUAUCGGCUUUGGCUUCCUACCUGAACCAGUUUUCUCGUCACCGUUUCAUUGAUGCCGCUUCAGAUUUCCAUUUUCUUAUUUAUAUCGCCACAAUGGACAUGCUUCCGCUCAUGGAAAGUAUGGAUCCAUUAUUGGAAGCCAUUCACUCUAAAGAUGCCGCUCUUGCAAACCAAUGGGCAUCUGGUGAUCAAUGGAGCACUGUGUUACAGCUUCUAGCUCAUGCUGAUCAAAUGUCGGUAGCAGGUCAACCAAUGGAGGAAGGAGCUUCAGGAGCUGUGGGUGGUAAAUCGUGGACAUGUGUUCACUGCACUUUUAUCAAUGCACCUAAUUUAUCUUCGUGCGAGAUUUGCAAUUUGCCGCAUCAAAUCUAAGUCGCGGUGGCAAGUAAACUGUCAAAGUGUGCUCAGAGUCAGUGAUGAUGUAGCUUAGGAUGGGCUGAAUACAUGGAUGAGGCAUUGA